AGACGGGGAAAGAGGGCAAGCGGGCGCUUUAUGAUUCUGUGCUGUGCUACGACAAGGGAGCUGAACUCUUUGAUUUCCCCUGAGUCACCUGUGUGGGUGAAGUUUAAACGGGGGCGCCCGGGUUGACGGCGAACCUCUUUCUCCAGCCUGAGGAGUUGCUUCCGUGUGUCUGCAGCGAACGGCGGCUGGCUGCUCUCUGCCCUCGUGGGGAAGGAUGCUUGGGCCAGGAGCAGGAUUACAGUAUGGGAUGCUAGGCACACACCAAAGAGUCGGAGUGCCUUGGUUCUGUUCUUCUCCAAGCCCUGACAGGUGUUCCUGAAAUGAACACCCUGCUUCAUUUUUAAAAUUACACCAAACCAAGUGCGACAAUGUGGCUAGGAUAAAAAAAAAAAAAAAAUUUUUUUUUGUUUUGUUUUGUUUUGUUUCCUAACCCUUCAUUUUCCUUUUCUUUGUAAUUGGGUGACAUAGAAGCAGUCUUUCUGCAUAAUGCCGUGCCUGACUCUCAACAUUGUCUGAAUAAGUGGGAAGGAGCAGGUUGGUUUAAAGGACAUGGACCGAUUGUAAAGCUGAGCUUCUUGUUUGCUGGGCUGUCCUUUGUCUGUAGUCGAUGUUGGUGUGAAAGAAGAUGAAAAAGGAAGGCUCUUUCAGACUCAAGUCAAAUUCAGGGUCUCUCUCACGUGCUGUGAGUUGGAUAAAUUUCUCCUCCUUGUCCAGGCAGACAAAGAGGCUGUUUCGCAGUGAUGGAGAGCUCUCGGUUUGUGGGCAGCAGGUGGAAGCAGAUGAUGAAAACUGGAAUUACAGAACCCAGCCCAGAAAAGCUGUCUCCAACCUCGAUGAGGAGAGUAGAUGGACGGUCCACUACACUGCUCCGUGGCACCAGCAGGAGAAUGUGUUCCUUCCCACCACAAGACCACCCUGUGUGGAGGACCUGCACCGCCAAGCCAAGCUUAACCUCAAAUCAGUAUUGAGGGAAUGUGACAAACUGAGGCGAGAUGGCUACCGAAGUUCUCAGUACUACUCCCAGGGGCCCACCUUUGCAGCCAAUGCCAGCCCACUCUACGAUGAUUAUCAAGAUGAAGAUGAAGAAACAGAUCAAAAGUGUUCUAUUUCUUCAUCAGAAGAAGAAAGAUUUAUUUCUAUCAGGAGACCUAAAACGCCAACCUCAAGUGACUUCUCUGACCUUAAUACUCAAACAAAUUGGACCAAGUCACUUCCCUUGCCAACACCAGAAGAGAAGAUGCGACAGCAAGCCCAAACAGUCCAGGCUGAUGUGGUUCCCAUUAACAUAACUGGGGAGAAUUUCGAUCGCCAGGCCAGCCUUCGGCGGUCUCUAAUUUACACAGACACUCUGGUAAGACGACCGAAGAAAGUCAAAAGGAGAAAGACUAUUACAGGAAUCCCUGACAACAUACAGAAGGAGCUAGCAUCGGGCACUGGCCAAGAUGAUGUCGGUGGUCACUCAGGAUACUCCCCAGACCACUGCUCCACACUAGGAAGGCUUGAUAGCUGUCGGUCUGCUGGGCUGCGCUCAGAAACCAGGGACUCCAGCUGUCAGACUGAGGAAGUGAAAGUUGUACCACCUUCCAUGAGAAGAAUCCGGGCACAGAAGGGGCAAGGCAUUGCUGCCCAGAUGAGCCACUUCUCCGGCUCCUCUGGGAACAUGUCUGUGUUGAGUGAUUCUGCGGGCAUUGUGUUUCCUUCUCGCCUCAACAGCGAUGCUGGUUUCCACAGUCUCCCACGUUCUGGGGCGAGGGCGAGUGUUCAGUCCCUCGAGCCACGACUGGGUGCCCUGGGCCCCACAGAAGACCUGGAUGGCGCUUACCCGUACCAGAGCGGUCACAACCCACAAGGAGAUGAAAAUUUAGGAGGUGCCUCAAGGACUGGAAUGCCUUUGAGGCCCAAGUCCCAGGAGCUGAGGCAUUUUGAGAAUGUCAUCAGCCCAGCGUGUGUGGUCUCUCCUCACGCCACCUACUCCACCAGUAUCAUCCCAAAUGCCACACUCUCUUCCUCUUCGGAGAUGAUUAUUAUUCACACUGCUCAGAGUUCCGGACCACUGGACAGUAAAAUUACCAGCUCCUCUUCAUACACAAAGAUCAAAUCCAGGGACCACCUCCUCUCCAGGCAUGCUAGUAAAGAGGAUCAUCAGUCUCCCAGUGGGAACUGGACGGAGGGUCACCCCAGCAUUCUUUCACAGGCCUUAGAUCAUCCCCAUUCCCCUGCUGCAACCACGCUGUUGUCCCUCUGUGACUCAGCGGUCUCUCUCAAUACUCCAGCAAAUCGGGAGAAUGGAUCCCAAGCCAUGAGCUAUAACUGUAAAAACAACCUGAGCUCUCCAGCCCACACCCAGGAUGUGGAUGGCAAGAGUGAGUCCAGUUAUUCUGGAGGCACGGGGCCUGGCAGCUCGGAGCCCUGGGAAUACAGUGCCCCUGGUAACGGGCAGGCAUCCCCACUGAAGGCACAUGUGGCAGCCCCUGGCUACUCCACUCCCGGAAGUAACGUGAGCAGCUGCAGUUUGGACCAAACCUCCACCAAAGAUGAUGCCAGGUCCCUGUAUUCAGAGGAGCACGAUGGCUACUACACGUCUGUGCACCCCGACCCGGAACACGGAUCUGGAAACCGGUACAGUAGCGAUGACUUUGGGAACCCCAGGCACAGUGUGGUCAAUGUUUUUGAUGGGAGAGCUCAGAAAAACCAAGGGGACCGGUCACACCACCAUGACAAGUCCCUUUCGCGAAACAUCUCUUUGAAGAAAGCGAAGAAGCCGCCUCUGCCACCCUCUCGGACGGACUCCCUGCACAGGAUUCCCAAGAAGGGCGUCCAGUCGAACGGGCAGGCUCUGAACGAGAGCCUGAUUGCCUCGCUCCAGCACUCGCUGCAGCUGAACCUCCCGGGCAAGGGCGGCAGCUCGCCCUCCCAGAGCCCCUGCAGUGACUUCGAAGAGCCCUGGCUGCCUCGUUCCCGCAGCCAGAGCACGGUGAGCGCGGGCAGCAGCAUGACCUCGGCCACCACCCCUAAUGUCUAUGCCCUCUGCGGGGCCACGCCAGCGCAGAGCGACACGAGCAGCGUCAAGUCCGAGUACACGGACCCUUGGGGUUACUACAUUGACUACACCAGCAUGCAGGAAGACCCCGGGACCGCAGGUGGGAGCUGCUUGGCAGGCAGCGGCGCACCAACAGGGAACGGGCCAGUCCACCACGUCCAGGAGGGAGCCAGGACUGUGAUGCCCCAGGUGCCUGGUGGCUCCGUCAAACCAAAGAUCACAUCGCCGGAGAAGCCCCACAGAGUCACUUCUCCGUCCAGUGGGUAUUCCAGCCAGUCGAAUACACCCACAGCACUCACCCCUGUGCCUGUGUUUUUAAAAUCAGCGUCACCAGCGAACGGGAAGGGGAAGACCAAGCCCAAGGUGCCAGAAAGGAAGUCCUCUCUGCUAUCUUCAGUAUCCAUCUCCUCCUCGUCCACGUCUCUGUCUUCCAAUACUUCCACGGAAGGAAGCGGGACCGUGAAGAAGCUGGAUUCAGUGCUGGCCUCUCCCCUUGCUGCUGCCCCUCUCCCCUCUCUUCCCUCACCAUGUCCCGCCGACAGGUCUCCUUUCCUUCUUCCUCCCCCACCUUUAGUAGAGUACCCCGACGGCUCUCUGCCUCGGUCUCCCCUCUUCCCCCCUCCACCGCCAGAAGUUCUCACCCCCUUCUCUCCCCCCACCAGCACAUGCUUUCCUCCCCCCCCCACGGCACCUAGCCCCCUUACUCUGGGUGCACCUGCUUCCCUGCCGCCCGCCCCCGCUUCUGGACCCUCCUCAGCUCCCCCGCCUGCCCCACCCCUUGACCCCAAAUGGAUGAAAGAUGCCAGGCCUUCUUUCAAAAAAUCUGGCCAGCCAGAUUGCUCCCGGGAAGCCUUUCGGCAGCCUUCUAGCAAGGAGGAAGGCAGCAGACCCCCCAUGCCCCUGAUAACCACUGAAGCGUUGCAGAUGGUACAGUUGAGGCCCGUGAAAAAGAACUCAGGAACCGAGCAAGCACUGUUAUAUGAACAAGUAUCUCAGGAAAAAGUAACUCCGGUUGUUCCCCAGUAUCAUUUAAAGCCAUCUGCUUUCUUGAAAUCCCGAAAUAGCAUAAAUGAAAUGGAGAGUGAAAGCCAGCCUGCCUCUGUGACAAGCUCGCCACCAACUCCUGCCAAGAGCUUGAGUCAGGGUCACCAGAACGGUGCAGCCGAGCGUGGCCUCCCGAGCCGCAGCCCGGGCAGCACCGGGGAGGCAGAGACUGGGCCCAGCCCCAGGGCCAACCCAUGCCAGGAGCCCCCCGGCCCUUCACCCAGCAGGAAGCCACCCCCCAUUUCCAAGAAGCCCAAACUGUUCCUCGUGGUGCCACCUCCGCAGAGAGACUUCACAGUGGAGAACGUGAGCAGAGCAUCACCCAGCCCCACGAGGAGAGAGGCAACAGAGAGUUGUAGAGCCGGGGCUGCCGCUGAGGAGACGGGCUCUGGCAGCUUGGUUCUUGAGGGAGGAGCCACAGGAUCUGCAUCCCCGGGUAGAGUGAAAGCCAAUGUCCCCAUGGUGCAGCCCGAUGCCGCGCCAGCCCCCUUGCAGGAGGAGCCAGGUGCCGAGAACGGUGCAGACGGUGGGGGCAACGUGGAGAGCUGCCUGUCGCUACAGGACGGAGGGCCUGGGGUUCCAGAGCCUGACACGGCUGGACCUUCCUCGGAGGCCUGUGACUUCCUCAGGGAUGAAGGGAGUGAUGAGGUGAUGACCCCCAGUAGACCCCGGACCACAGAAGACCUUUUUGCAGCUAUUCACAGAUCCAAGAGGAAAGUCCUCGGCCGUAAAGAUUCAGAUGAUGAUCACUCCCGAAACCAUUCUCCCUCCCCUCCAGUGACACCCACCGGUGCCGCCCCCAGCCUGGCGUCCCCAAAGCAAGUGGGCUCAAUUCAGAGAAGUGUCCGUAAGAGCAGCACCAGCAGUGACAACUUCAAAGCUCUGCUGCUAAAAAAGGGGAGUCGGUCAGACACCAGUGCCCGCAUGUCUGCAGCUGAGAUGCUAAAGAACACAGACCCUAGAUUCCAGAGGUCAAGGUCAGAGCCUUCUCCAGACACGCCCGAGAGCCCAUCCAGCUGCUCCCCAAGCAAGAACAGGAGGGCCCAGGAGGAGUGGGCCAAGAACGAAGGCUUGAUGCCUCGGAGUCUGUCCUUUUCCGGCCCCAGGUACGGCCGCAGUCGGACUCCACCUUCCGCAGCCAGCAGUAGGUACAGCAUGCGGAACCGGAUCCAGAGCAGCCCCAUGACUGUCAUCUCGGAAGGCGAGGGGGAGGCCAUGGAGCCUGUAGACAACAGGGCUCUCUGGGCCCUGGGCGCUGCGAGGGGAUGUUCCUCGGAUGGACUGGUGGGGGGUGAAAUGGACAAGGGCAGCCUGCUCUGUGGCGGGGAGCCCGCCGCCUCGCUGCAGGCACAGGGUCCUGGCCCCGCAGGAGGGACGGUCAGCGCCCAGAGCACAGGUCCAGCAGAAUAGUGUCGUCUGCGGGAAGACAGCUAAGGACAUGAGUGUGAAUCUCCCAGGUAACGGUGAGGGAGGCGCGCAACACGUGGCUCUAGGAAAGCCUGACAGGUGCCCUUCCCUGCCUGGCUCGUGGAUCCCACCCAGCGUUCAUGUGGUGGGCCCAGGCGCUGCCACCCCGGCAGCGGAAGGCGAGCAUCCCGUAGGACUCACUUGGCACUUGCCCUGUGGCUUAAAAGCAAGUAGAAGCUUAACUUCUGAAAGUGCUUCCUGGGGAAGAUUUUUUUUUUCCUUUUUUUUUUUCUUUUUUUUUGCUAAAUGCUGGGUGUGUAUGUGGAGGGGUGUGUGUGUGUGUGUGUAUUUUGAACACUUUUUAUUUUAAAAAAACAUACACACACAUACAGCAUGUACAGAAGUAGGAGAAGGAAACACAGUUAAGCUGGGUAGAGGAAUGGAGGUUUCUGGACUAGGCGGUAAUAAUUGCUUUAAAAAGUAAUUACAUUUUUGGAAAUUAGUGAGUUCCCGAAGACGAGAGAGAGAAGCGUUCCUUCUAAGCAAGAGGGGCCGACGCGCGGGUGCCACUGCAGAGGACACGUGGGUGUGGGCCCCGGUGUGCUUUCGAGGCGAGCCAUGUGAUGAACCCAAAAUGGGAAAGGGCUAACUGACUAAUGGGUUCAGGUACUUUUUUCCGGGGGGGGGGGGGGCUUUCUUUUUUGUGAAAAUGGGAAACGUGGUGGGGGGCGCAGCGCUAUAACUCAGAGCCUGCUGCUCUGCAGCCACAGACAGGACUUUGAGCCUGACUUUGAGACACGUGGGUCCUUCCUUGAGUAGCCGCGGAGGCCUCUUUGGAGGCGAGCACGACGGUGCGCAUGCGCAGAGGGUGAGAGCUAAGGGGGCACGCGAUACGCUGCUGGAAGCCAUUUCCUGCUUAUUCAAUGAGAUUCUUUUUCAGAAUUAAAUUUGAAAACUUGCACUACAGAACUGUGGGUGGAGAUUUUCCUUGUACGACUGUUUUUACCAGAGUUUAAACUUCCAUUUGGCAAUUUCUUAUCACUUGAAACAUCAACAUUUGCUAACUUUUGGAUAUCCUUUUGGUUACACCAAAGAAAAAGGUAUGGCUAUUUUUUUCCUUGAACUGCCUACAGUAUCAUGUCCUCAUUUAGAAAGGUUUAUCAGAAUCAAUUAUAUAUUACCUUACUUGGAAGAAAAUACUGAAUAGCUCUUGUUAGUCAAACUAAUACCAAUUGGCAGGGCUUGGCUAUUAAUUAGCCCUGGGAAAUGAGUUUUUAGAUUAAAAAGAUUUUUUGCAUCAUUUGGUUUGUGAGUUUUUAUAUUUUUUAUAAGGAAUUGAGUUGGCUAAUUACCUUCUAAUCUUCUCCAGUUAGAAUUUUAAUACUUUUAGGCAUGGGAGAAAAGUGUGUAAAGUAUUUAUUUUUAUGUCCUAUUAUUGUGACCUCCUUCUCCCACUCCCUCCCAACUUAUGUGUACUUGGACUCCUGUAUUUGUUGGCUAAAUAAAAUAAGUCUUGUCUUCUUCAUUCGAAGGACCUAAGAGGACAAUACUGAGAUUCUUGGCCUGGGUACAGUGCAGCUGCCAGUGGUCAUCUUUUUUGGUAUAAAAAUAUAAUUGAGAAGUUGUACUGCACAGGCCAGAUUCUCAAAGGGUUUGUUGUACUUUACAACUUUAGAUACCCGUUUUAUACACGGCUUUGAAACAAAAACAAACCUAAAGAUUUAAGACUUUUUCUGUUCUCUGAAGAAAACAAAACACUUCUUUUCACACAACCAGAAAUCAAGACCUAACAUUUGGCUGAAGGCUAAAGGACUUUAUACCAUUUGGAGCAAUUGUCUACUACAUUGGGCACAAGGAUCUUUUCUUCUCAAUUUUAGAAAAGUGGUGUUGGCUUUUGAAUAUGAAAUCUUCUCAUAGCUCCCUAAGCAAGAUUAGAAUGUACGUGAAUAAUCAGAAAACUUUAACUUAAUAUAUAAAUCAUUUAUGUCAAAGGUAUAAAGUAAAGAACAUCAAAACUAAUUAUAAAACUAUUUAAAAAAAUCCCCGUUUUUAAAGAAAAAAACAUUAGGUUUUAAAAUUCGCUUUGAAUAAAACAAUUGUAAAGUAAA
Messenger RNA from Zalophus californianus (California sea lion), 7599 nucleotides. RefSeq names its product NHS like 1 (gene NHSL1). NCBI's taxonomy places the organism in Eukaryota, Metazoa, Chordata, Mammalia, Carnivora, Otariidae. The coding region runs from base 626 to 5494 and encodes 1622 amino acids. The transcript has 8 exons. Gene Ontology annotation, biological process: cell differentiation. The record is from RefSeq and is a predicted model, not a curated record.